GGCGGUAAUAAUAAAUUACGCAUUAAUUACCAAAGAUUUUUGAAACUAUUUACAGGAGAAAGAGCAUCACAAAAACUCCACCAAAGCUUUUGCUUUCAAUAGAGACACGCAUAAAGCUACAGCACAGAUAGUGAUAUCUAGAAAGAGGAAAACCCCUCAAACCAAACCCUCUCAGUAGAAAAUCAAAAACCUUCGGGGAGAGAAAUUUAUAGAAAUGGGAUUCACCGGAAAAGCUUGUGAAGAAGAAGAGGAAGAACAGAAUCAUCAUCAUCAGCAAAAGCAGCAUCAAAAUCGGGGUAUGGGAUUCCUCUUCGUCUUCCUCCCAGAAGAUCAACAAGAAGGAAACAGUAGUAGUAAUUACAAGAAAAGAUUCCAACAAUUUGGUCAAUUUAAGCGAACCAAUUCAAGCCAUUUUCUUCUUUCCAGAGCUCAAUCCACCAUUUCGAUUUGUGCCCUUCUCAUCUUUGUUACUCUGCUUUUGUUCACCCUCUCCACUUUUGAACCUUCCUCUGCUAUUACUACUUCCAGAUACCCUUCCCAAUUAAUUCCCAGAAGAAGACAGCUGAUGGGAAAUGGUAAAUUCGAGAAAUUGAAGAAAUUUCCGACUCCUAAGCAUGCGUUGCAGGGGAUGGGAAGCUUGUACAGAAGGGGUACCAAAUCGAUGAAUGAACUGGUUGUAGCCCAUGUUGUGGAGUCGUUAAAUUUGCAUGAAUUGAAAUUGUUUCUCCGGUUGUUUUUUGGGUCUGCUCUGAAUUCAAGAGCGGACCUUUUGUUCAUAUUUGGUUCCAAAUCGGCUCCUUUUGAUAAUGUAAUUCUGGAAGAGAACGACUCGUUCUUGAAGAUGGUUGCUGAAUAUGAGAAAUUGAGCUCAACCCGGAAUUCUACCAAUUCGACCCGGAAUUCAGAGGUUCCCCUGUUCAUGAAACGGAGUAAGAAUGAUAAAGGGAAUGGAGAGCCAAUCUGGGGUGGGAAAGUCCGGAGCUUUAAUUUUUCCGGUGGAGGAAACCAGAGUAAUAAUACAGAGUCGACCCGGUUGAGUUAUGGGUCGGUGGUCGGGUUUGAUGUGGACGAGCUUGACCCGGAGAACUCGUUGGCCGGAUUCCUGGACCAUGUUCCGAUGAGUUUAAGAAGAUGGGCUUGUUACCCGAUGUUGCUCGGCCGACUCAGGCGCAAUUUCAAGCACAUAGUGCUCGCCGACGUGAAGGAAUUGGUGUUUGUCGGUGACCCACUUGCCGGAGUUCGGAGCUCGAGUCCCGAGUCCGUCCACUUAUCGAUGGUGACUCAAUCACCGACAAGCCGCCACGGUAAAAGGGUCAAUUCCGAUCGAGCUCAGUCGCCGUCUGCGCACCCGAAAUCGGUGAGCCCGGCGAUACUAAAAGGCGGAGCCAGAGGAAUUCGAAGAAUAUCUCAGGCAAUGCUGAACGAGAUUGUCCGAUCAACAACAACGGCGCAGAAGAAGAAGAAGAACUCGGUUACAGAGUUCGGGGUCUUCAAUCAACUCGUCGGAAAUGAGUUCUUACUGAAGAACGUGAAGUUGAUCACGUCGUCGGAAUCAAUCCCGGAACUGAGUUCACUCGCCGGGUCGAAUUCGAAAUGGAAACAACCGGGUUCUUCUCCUUCUUCUUCCUCCUCCCAGUCUGUGCCGUCGAGUUUUACUGUUGUAAGACGCGGUAAUAGUAAUUUUGAUGUAAAUUCUACUGUUUUGAAACACAUACUCUGUUCUUCGCCGGUACAAAACUCGGUUUAUAGCAAUUGUUUGUAGCUUAAUAUAGAAAAACAAAAAAGGACAUAAAUUGUUAGGAAAAGGAAAUCAAAUAUUUACAAAUUUUUUUUGUAUCUUCUCUACAUAGUGUAUGUUCACAUGUUGAAUUAAUAAAAUUUUGAAGAUAUCAUAUCGAUAUCAUUUUUUGCAUAGCA
Messenger RNA from Oldenlandia corymbosa var. corymbosa, 1917 nucleotides. NCBI's taxonomy places the organism in Eukaryota, Viridiplantae, Streptophyta, Magnoliopsida, Gentianales, Rubiaceae. The record is from the annotation of a GenBank genome assembly.